Molecule: messenger RNA, 1340 nt
Organism: Amblyraja radiata (thorny skate)
Lineage: Eukaryota; Metazoa; Chordata; Chondrichthyes; Rajiformes; Rajidae
Product: interleukin-6-like
Exons: 5
Coding region: 289-918 (209 amino acids)
Biological process (GO): immune response; cell differentiation
Cellular component (GO): extracellular region
Molecular function (GO): cytokine activity; interleukin-6 receptor binding
Source: RefSeq, a predicted model, not a curated record
UGGUCACUUUUCAGGAAUGUAUGAUGAAAAAAAACAGUGCAAUUGAGAGAGCUUUGCCCCUCCUGCUGGUGGUAAUGAUUACCGUGGUCACCUAAUCGUAUAUUCAGGAUGUGUAAUAACUGACAAUGACAGAUCGCUUCAAUUAUGUUCAGAACGUUUACAAGUUUGACGUCAAUAAAGUUGUUUUACAAAUGUUGGAUUUUCCCCAAAGGUAAUUUCGAAUAAAUACAGGGGAGAAGAGCUGAGGGAGCUAAAAUAUCACAGAGCUUUGAACAAGAGGAGUUCAACAUGAGACCGAUUCAAAAUUUUUACCUGCUGUUCCUGGCGAUGUGCGGAAGAGUCGCCGCUUUUCCCGUGACGGAGCUGGUGGAUGCGGCGGGGCGGUUACAGACACCCGCCCUGGGCUGUGCAACCUGCGCCCCCCUGGCGCUGCAGAUACGGAGCACAGCGGCAGCGCUGCGGGACACCCAGCUGUGCGAGUUUUUCUCCUUCUGUGACGGGGACCAGGGCUCGUUGCUCACUUACGACUUUAACCUGCCGCAGAUCCGAGCUCAGGACAGAUGUACAAGCAGCAGUUUCCACAAGGAAACAUGCCUCAGAGCAAUUGCAACAGGUCUCCAGAAAUACAACCCAUUUUUAUUAUCGGUGGAAACAUCCAUCUUGAGCUCAAACGAUCAAAUGACAUGGGUGCGAUCCAGCGCCCAGCACCUGGCCGAACUGUUAAUGCACCAGUUGAAUGUUGAGUUUGGCAUCAGUGAUGUGGGCGAGAGCGAGUUGGAGGUUUCUGUUUUUGACUCGGUGUCAAAAACAGACUGGAACAGACAAGUGAACGUGCAUGUCACCCUACGAGACUUCACCCGGUUCAUGGAGAAAUCAUCCCGAGCCCUUCGCUUCAUGAGUUCAGUAACGAAUUUGUGAACUUAGACAACAAAACCCUCAUUGUAUGAAUGUUAUAGUUCAAUAUAGGGUACACAAAUCUACAGUAAAAGUAGAUGAAUGUUGUUCUGUAAGAGAACUGAUUAGAUAAUGGAAGUGCCCUGCACUCUCAUUGUAAAGUUAAAAGCUAGAUGCUUUUUCAUUGCACCAGUUUUCAUUAUAAUAUUUGUUAAAAGAGCAUUUCAUAAGAUUGUUAGGAAAGUAUUUGAAUAUUAUUGGCAAAUCUGUGAGAUCAUUUAUCAAUUUACACUGUUGUAAAAUUAUAGAACACAGCCGAACAUCAUUUGUGUAAACCUAUAGUGACAAAAAUGUUUCCAAGCAUUCCCAAAUGGAAAUUCCCAACAAUGGUUAAACCCUGAAAACGUUUUAGAUUGUCAAUAGGUAGUGAUAAAAUAAUUUAAUAA